This is a messenger RNA of Pieris rapae (cabbage white), 4926 nucleotides long. RefSeq lists its product as uncharacterized. Lineage: Eukaryota; Metazoa; Arthropoda; Insecta; Lepidoptera; Pieridae. Bases 832 to 3189 code for a protein of 785 amino acids. The transcript has 17 exons. The record is from RefSeq and is a predicted model, not a curated record.
UAUCGAUAAAAAAUGUCGACAAAGGAGAACAGAAGAGAAUAUAUAUAUAUCGCGCCUAUGCUGAAUCUUAUUCUAAGACUUUCACGUAAGUAAAUUAUUAUGGGGAUUGGGGACAACUGACGGAUCACGUGACAUACGCUUCAAAUGGUUUGAAAAGUGAGUUAGCACACUAGCGCAGUGAGUUACAAACAGUUGAGCUACGCUGCGCUGGAAGUUACGGCGGGCGGCCAUCUCUUCAGUCUUCAGUGUACGGCCACCAACUAUCAACUUAUCAAGUAGUGGCUAGUGAAUACCGACACUCGACAGACGACAGUUGGAAUUGCGCAGGUGGCGAUACUGGUUAUCGGACGCAUGCGUUGCGCCGCGAUCCCGUUAAUGGACACUGACAUAUCCAAGUUUUAUUUUAAAUAAAUUAAAAUUAUUGGAAACCCAAAUUAAUCAUCAGCUUUUUGUUAUAAAAAAGUGAAUUAAAGUGUUGCAAUUACCAAUUGCAUUAAAACGAACGUUUGAGAAUUAAUUAAUCGAUUUUAAUUUAUGUUCUCUCUUUCUCAAUUUUUUGUGUUGCCGUUGGAACUUGUAUACUUACUAUUGAAUUGAACUGUAAAAGUAAAGUUUCCCAUGAAUAUAAACAGGUCCUAGAUUUUGUCUCUCGACUUGUGUUUUUGUGGUGUGUUUAUUACGGUAGUAGGUUUGCCCAUAUAACAGUUUACGAUGUGUGAGUGAAGUAAGCUCUAAUUGAACCUGUGUUUCUUGUCUAUAUGGUUUAUGUGAGGAGCGUGGAGCGGUGUGCAGUAGCCGAAUGAUGCCCGCUGCGCGCGCUCAUCCGCCGACAUGGCUGCACUCUCCUGUUACCAGCCCUGCAGGUCGCAUCUUGCGCAACCGGCUAGGUGUUUAGACGACUACGAAGAGCAAUCGGCGACCCUCUCGCUUCGGCGUAGGCAGUUUAUAGAGAGAUGUCACGAUGCGCGGUCAGGACGGCACAGAGAUUUCAUACCUGAGGUUUCAGUGAAGAGGACGAGGGACGAGCUGGCCAAAUAUGCGGCACAGGCAGCACCGGCGAGGCGACUGAAUGUCGAAUCCGGGUGGUCCAAGGUCGAAGAAGUCAGGAAGAAGUUCGAAGGUGCAGCGGCGGCGGCUUCCUAUUCGAGGUCGUUCGAGUCCCCUCCUAGACGUCGGCUAGCCGACUCCCUCUUCGCGAGUUUCAAGCUCCCGCGCAAGAAAGAGAUGGCGGCGCCUCGCUCCCUCGCCCUUCAGCCCCAGCAGAAACGCAAGUCGGCGGUGGAACUCCUCGCCGAGUCGAAAGCCUUCUACGUCAAGUCGGAGACCGUUCUGGAUCGGAAACAGGAGUUGCCCUUGAGGGUGAGCAGUGGUUUGAGCCAGGCGAUAGCGGCCGGAGGGUGUCACCUAGUCAGUUCCGGGACACUCGACAACGACGCCUGCUGCAACCCAUAUGCUACCACCAGGAUCAGCAGCAGACGCGCGGUGAGUGCCGGGGAAGGGCUCCAGAACACUCUGAGGAGACUCCUUGAACACGCCGAUAGUCGGGAAAAUGUCUACUCCCCUCCUUAUGCCUGCCAAAAACCCUUCACGGAAAUACGUCGCGUCAAAGAGCCGUAUACGGACAGGGAGUUGUCUCGCUCCCAGCAUACUUCGGGCACCUUCUCCGGGACCUCCUCCUCUGGCACGUCUGCCUCUAAGGACAAGAGGCCGCUCAGUUUCGGGGACGCCAGGGUCUUCUUCCCGGAGUCAUUCGUUAUCCCGAGACAGAGGGCCAGCGAAGUCGUCAUCAAGAACGCUUAUUCGAUACCGAGUCCACAGUCGAGUCCGCACAAUCCGGGGCAGGAGACGUCCCCUCACGGGGACCAACUGGAUACUAUCAGCCCUCCCGCGGAGUACGCUCAUACGGCACCCAGGUACAUUAGAUCGAAUUCCCACUCUCAACCGAGUGUCCGCGAAGAGGACGGCACCGCCAACAUCAACAGUCACAAAUCGCUGCCGGACCUGCACGCUCAGACGCACGGAUUCCCGGAACACGUCGUGGUCGGGACGGAGUCCAUCGGGCGUUCUCCGAGGAGACGCCGGCAUUCGGCUCACCACAGAACCGCCUCGUGCUCUUCCAAAGGCACCAGGUCCAACCAUUCGUCGCUGAUGUCUUCGUGCGACGCUUUCUCGGAGCAUCCAUCUCCGGGCGAAGAAAACUACCAGUCGUACAAUAGUCGUUGCGGUUCGUCGUUCGCGCGCGACUCGGGGGGUUCCAGCGGCCACUACACCCAGCGCAGUGCGCCCCCUCUGGCCAGAGACAACUCCGCGCCCUACGAGUCGUUCGACCCUCGCAGACGCUACGCGUGUCCACGGGCCCGCGAGUCGUCCCUGGAGCAGUGUUUCGUGUCGGCCCCUCCUCAGUUCCAGGACGGGGCUCCGUCCCCGCCCCCCGGCCCGCUCUACUCCUCGCACCCCAGGGUGGGAAUACACUUCCAGGCGAGUGCGCCUCCACCGCAGUUCCAGGACGAUCCCUUCUCCUACGACUGCUCGUACAAAGCGCCCCUCAAGUGCCUCUCGGUCGGCAGGAAGGACUUCGUCGCGAGGGAAUAUCCGAGGUACCAGGAGGCCCCCGCGGAGGUGGUCAGCAAACAGCCUCAGUACCAAGAAGAGAUGUACCGGAUGAGACCGAGAAUCGACGAUACCCAGGAAUACGUCAACGCUCCACCGCAGAUGUGUCAAGCGGAGGAGGUGACGUCGCCUCUGGGGACUUUCAAGCGCCAGAGGUGUCUCCGGUACAAGCAGAGGCGACCUCGGCCCAUUCUGAGGUCCAAAUCGGACAUCUCCGACAGAUACCGUCGUGCCGACGGGCGGAGCCCCGCGUCGGCCCCUUGCGAGGGGGAAGACUCUCCGGACAGUCCGUCGGAGGAGUCCCGGCUGCAGGUGUUCUUCGACCGUCUGGGGCUGGAGUCCCGCACGUACGACGCGGUCAUUCGAGACGAGGACCCGGACAGCCCGGUCUUUUUCUCCUCGGCCUCCACGGUCGACUCCAAUCAACUCGCCACCACCGACUACACGGUGCAAGGGCCUGCCGGCGCGCAGAAGCCCAUUUACCGAAAUACGGAACCGCCGAGUGUCGUCGAGAGGAACGCCAGAAUCAUCAAAUGGCUCUGCCAGUGUCGGAAAGUUCAAAUGCAGCCUCCGCAGUAACUACGCAGUAACUACGAUGAAAACAACGUUUCUCAAUCAAAUAAUUUUAUAUAUGCAUAAACUUUACUCGAUGAAAUAUAUAUAUAUAUUUAUAAUGUCUUCAGAGUUAAAAUACGUACCGGUCUUUAAAAUUCUGAGGAAGUCUGUUCACUAGUUUAGGAAGCGAUUACUAAAAUUAGUCGUUUUGUCGCGUCUAGCUUAGGUAUAAAAACGAUCUCUUCGAUUUAAAGGAAUCAAUUGAGGACUCCGCUCAGGUUAAUGAAAGGGACUCGUGCGCCAAGUUUCUUUUGCUCUGUUCAUUUUUCACACAUUAAUAACACAAAUACCGUGACGUAGCGAUAUAUCUGUAUAUAUAUAUAUAUAGGAACAUAUGUUCCUCUCGUGCAUUACACCCGAAGUGGGAAAUGAGUCGAAAGUUAUUCGUGUUAUCGUCGUUUUUAAAAUUUGCAAUUGUCCAUCGAAUUUCCUACAAAUAUUUAAGAAAUAGAACGAAAGAACAUAUUUUGAACGAGAGAAAUAUUUUUCAUAAGCUUGAUAUUGAAGGGAUUGAUGAAGCACCGAGACAAUAUUUUAUCUAAUAUUAUCAAACGAGCAUUGUUUUUUAUCUCAAGCAAAAGCUUUAAAAAAGCUAACUUUUCUUAUUUUAUUUUUACAUUACAUUUAAAUUUCUGAAGAAACGUACUACAUCCGUAGUAAAUACGGAACUACGCAAUGUGUCACUUGAACCACCGAGUUACUGAAAUAUUUAAUAAACUCGCGCAGAAGUUCUAUUCAAACACUAAUUCUUAAUUUAGGAUUACGAAUAUUACGCAACAAUCGUUUACGCUAUAAGUCAAUAAUAAAAUUAUACAGAAAUUUAUAUUUAUAAAGUAGAUGCAAAAGUAGCAUUCCUUAACAAGUUUAUAUUUCAAUAUUACUCAAUUUAAAAACAUUAAUAAACAAUUUCAAGAGUCUUCAGGCUUCUUAUAUUAUGUAAUGUUAUGUCUAUAAGAACGUGUAAUCGAUUUGUUAAAAUGUAUCAUUUACAUUCUUAUAAGAAUAAUAUGUGUUCGAUGUUCUAUGAACUUGUGUCGUCUGCCUGACCGAUGUGAACAAUUCUUAUUAUAUUUUUAUUUCGACGCAUAAUAAUGCUAAGAGACUGCCAUUUUCUCUUCCACUGUGAUAUGGUUGUAAAUUCGUGACGUUUCUCUGUUAUUUAUGUUUUUCUUUGAGAACGAUUCUAUAUGUCGAUUUUUGCACAAUCGCAAUAGAUAAUAGUCGAAUGACGGAGAAGAGCCUUUAAAUAUAAGCAGCUUCUCUUUAAUAUUUGUUUUAGUAUUUUCAUUUUGUUUGUCUGAUAUAAAUGGUGUGUUUGUACUUAAUUUAAAAAAAUUAAUUACGUUUUGAGUGAAUUUAUAUGCAAAAGUAUUUUCCAUUCUCAGCUCAUCGUCCACCAGUGAUCGUUGACAAAUUCGUACGACGAUUUUCUAUGUUAUAUUUGUGUCAACACAACAAGACUAAUAAAAUUGUAUUUUGAAGUUAACCAUAAUUUAGGUUUGCAUAGAGGUAAGAUAAAGAUGUAUGAAUUUGAUUGAUAAUAACUUUGUAGAUCAAAUUUCUUUAAUGAGUAUUUCAAAUGGUUAGCGUUACAGUAUUAGGUCGUUUAGCAUUCGAUGCUUCCAUUUUGUGUAAAUAAGAAUUACGUACUUUGUUAGAGAUUUAUGGAGCAAAAAUAUAUUGUGGUCUGGUGAGAUAUAA